Cicer arietinum (chickpea) is the source of this 1007-nucleotide messenger RNA. Its product is annotated as small ribosomal subunit protein eS8. The record is from RefSeq and is a predicted model, not a curated record. Gene Ontology annotation, molecular function: structural constituent of ribosome. NCBI's taxonomy places the organism in Eukaryota, Viridiplantae, Streptophyta, Magnoliopsida, Fabales, Fabaceae. Gene Ontology annotation, biological process: translation. Gene Ontology annotation, cellular component: ribosome.
UUUAACAGGCCCCGGGUCCGUUCAACCCUAAUUGGCACAUAUAUAAAUCAUCACAAAUAUUAGGGUUUUCACUCUGAGUGGUGCGAGAGACCUUGUAGCAACUAGUGGAGUGCGCCUCGCAUCUUUCACCAUGGGUAUUUCUAGGGAUUCUAUGCACAAAAGGCGUGCCACUGGUGGCAAGAAGAAGGCAUGGAGGAAGAAGAGAAAGUACGAGCUUGGUCGCCAGCCAGCUAACACCAAGCUAUCAAGCAACAAAACUGUUAGACGCAUUCGUGUUAGAGGGGGCAAUGUGAAGUGGAGAGCUCUCAGAUUGGAUACUGGAAAUUUCUCAUGGGGAAGUGAAGCUGUCACUCGUAAAACCCGUUUGCUGGAUGUGGUUUACAAUGCUUCCAACAAUGAGCUUGUGCGAACUCAGACCCUUGUGAAGAGUGCUAUCGUGCAGGUUGAUGCUGCUCCUUUCAAGCAGUGGUAUCUUCAACACUACGGUGUUGAAAUUGGAAGGAAAAAGAAAACUGCUUCCAAAAAAGAUGCACCAGAGGAGGCCGAAGCUGUUACAGAAGAAGCCAAAAAGAGUAACCAUGUCCAAAGAAAAUUAGAGACACGCCAGAAAGAACGCCAGCUUGAUUCCCACAUUGAAGAGCAGUUUGGUGGUGGGCGUUUGCUUGCAUGCAUUUCAUCUCGACCUGGUCAAUGUGGCAGGGCUGAUGGUUACAUUCUUGAAGGAAAAGAGCUUGAAUUUUACAUGAAGAAACUCCAGAGGAAGAAGGGCAAGGGUGCUGCUUGAUUGUACUGUUUCCAAAUUUUUAUUAUCGUUCUAGUUGUGCUUCAUUUGAUGCCAAUGGUCAACAUUCUCCUUUUGGAUAUGAUGCCAUCUGGCAUUUAGUGCGAACGUUCUGUUUAGUUUUUUGACAGUUGUUUCUUGAUUUUGUUGUUAACUGUGAUAUUUAUGAUUAACAAUUUUGUCACUCAAUAUGUUUUCAAUCGUAAUUUUCUUUUACUUUGUUAAA